UAAAAAUCUAAUCUAAUUCUUAGAAAACGUCCUCGGUCACCUUCCCUCACUCUCAUUUUCCUAUUGACCACAAUUGGUUUCAGCUGUUUUUCCCCUUAUCAACCGUUUUCCGAUAACGUUUUUUCUAAAUGGCUCAACAAGAGUAUAAGCUUCUCGGUGAGCAGUUGUUUACAUAUAAAGGCCAGGUGUUUCCCGUGGCUGACACGUAUGAAUUAACCACGGAAUAUAUCGACAGCUUGGAACACUUUGAGAUCAAGGACAGUGAUGUUGUCCUUGUCACUUUCCCCAAAUCAGGUACAGUAUGGACCCAGCGUAUCAUCACCCUGUUGUUUGAGGAUGAUUUCCCAGAGGAGGCUAACCAGACCACCUUUGUGAGGAUGCCCUGGCUGGAGAUCCUGGAGAAGGGGAAGACCUACACCGAGAGACCCUCUCCACGCCUCUUCUGCUCCCAUCUACACCAGGAACUUAUGCCCAAGGGCCUGCAGAAGAAGAGGGCCAAAGUGGGUGGGGUAAUCUAUGUGACCAGGAACCCUAAAGACAUCCUGGUGUCUUACUUCCACUUCUCUAAGUUCAUGAAGAAUCUGGACAGUCCAGAACACUAUGACGAGAUGCUGGACAAGUUCUUCUGUGGAUGGAUGCUUGGUGGCUGCUGGUUCGACCAUGUCAGAGGAUGGUACAACAACCAGGACAAAUACAACAUCAUGUUCCUCAGCUAUGAAGAGAUGAUCAAGGACCUGAGAUCGGUGGUAGAGCGUCUGGCUGAGUUUGUCGGGAAGAGUCUAUCUGAUGCAGCUAUAGACAGCAUAGUGGAGAAAGUCACCUUCAAUAACAUGAAGAAAGAUGACAAGGCCAACUAUGAGUUCUUGCCUGAGAUCGUCAAUGACAAGAAGAAGGGGAAGUUCCUACGCAAAGGUACCAUAGGAGACUGGAAGAACUUGUUGACGGUGGCUCAGAGUGAACGCUUUGACCAGAUCUAUCAGGAGAGGAUGAAGGACCUGUCUCUCAACUUCGUCUGGGACAUCACAGAGCUUCACGGCUGAUACAGACACACAGUGGUGGUUCUAGUUUGUACGGCUCCUUGGGCUAACCGUCCUUUCAGCCCCCCCC
This is a messenger RNA of Oncorhynchus mykiss (rainbow trout), 1107 nucleotides long. NCBI's taxonomy places the organism in Eukaryota, Metazoa, Chordata, Actinopteri, Salmoniformes, Salmonidae. The record is from RefSeq and is a predicted model, not a curated record.